UUUGUAGACUAGGCUGGCUUCAAACUCACAGAGAUCUAUCUGCCUGUCUCUGCCUCCUGAGUGUUGAGAUUAAAGCCUUGUGCCCGGCUUUCUUUAUUUGGAGGCAGAGUCUCAAAAUUGCCCAGGACCCAGAAACUUAGCAUAGUCCAGCUAGCUGGGGUUACUGGGAGGGCAGGCUAUGUCACCAAACCUCAGUCCUGUUAAGGUACAUGGUCUGGACUAACAGUGGCAGAGUUCUGAACAAGGUACAAAUUAAGGUCAGGCUCACAAUGAGGUUCAGUAGCACUGAGUCCUCAAGCAGAAAAAAAAAAGCCUUGCCUUUUAAAAACGAUUAUAUUUUAAAAUUAUAUUUAUCUGCAUGCAUACAUGGGGGGCAGUGUGUGCCACAGUGUGGGAAAGAUUCCACCAUUCAAGUUCUUGGGGUUGAAUUCUGUCUGUGCACCAUGCUUAGUAGUUUCAGCUGCUCCCCCAGCCCAGUUUUUCUUUUUCUUUCUUUUUUUCAAUAAUUUAUUUUUAUUCUAUAUGCAUUGAUGUUUUGCCUGCAUGUAUGUCUGCAUAAGGGUGUCAGACUUUGGAGUUACAGUUGUUAGCUGCUAUGUGGGUACUGAGAAUUAAACUCCAGUCCUCUGGAAGAGCAGUCAGUUCUCUCAAUGGAGAAACUGAGUCGUUUCUCCAAAUCCGUCUUUAUUUUAUUGUUGGUGGUGUUUUGUUUUAUUUUUUUUUUUCCAGACAGGGUUUCUCUAUAGCCCUGACUGUCCUGGGACUCUCUCUGUAGACCAGGCUGACCUCGAACUCACAGAGAUCCACCUGCCUCUGCCUCCCAGAUACUGGGAUGACAGGCAUGCACCUCCAAGCCCUGCUUCUCUAUACCUGCUUACUUUGGAACCCAGCAUCUUCUCUGAAUUCAAGGGCUUAGGAGGCAGGACUCUCUCAAGCAUCUGCCCCUCGCAAAUGAGGGCACCACCUCCAUCCAAUCACCUCUUAGGGGCGGGACUGCGCGGGAAGGCACCCAGGCCGCUGGGAUCAGAGCUCAGUGUAUGGGCAGCAGUAGACGCCUGGACUUGCAGGCACAGCAGGUGCGGCCGCGGACGGACUCCCGGGACUGCAGAGGUGUGCACGGCUCCGGGGCACGGAAUAGUCACUCGGCUCAGCCAGGCACGAUGGGAAGGAAAAAAAUCCAGAUCUCACGCAUUCUAGACCAAAGGAACAGGCAGGUGACAUUCACCAAACGCAAGUUCGGGCUGAUGAAGAAGGCUUACGAGCUGAGCGUGCUCUGUGACUGCGACAUCGCACUGAUCAUCUUCAACAGCGCGCAGCGCCUCUUCCAGUAUGCGAGCAGCGACAUGGACCGGGUGCUGCUCAAAUACACCGAGUACAGCGAGCCGCAUGAGAGCCGCACCAAUGCAGAUAUCCUGCAGACCUUGAAGAGGAGGGGCGUGAGCCUGGAUGGGCCUGAGCUGGAGACGGAGGAGGGACCAGAGGGGCCUGGAGAGAAGCUGCUGAGGACGCUGGGAGGUGACCGAGGCUCUGCUUCGCCCCUGCCUCGGAUCUAUCCGGUGGCCCCUGCGAUGUCGGUCUCAGAGCUGUCCUACCGGGUCCCACUCGCCCCACCCAGCUGCGACCCCAGCGGGUUGGGAGAGGACCCAUCUGUCCACAGCCUCCCGCCCCUCUUUCGACCCCCGGGCCUGGGACACCCCAUCUUCUCUCCGAGCCACCUCUCCGGCAAGACGCCCCCACCCCUGUACCUAGCAACUGAUGGGCGGAGGCCAGAUCUGUCCGCGGGCCUGAUGGGGAGUCGAGGGGGACUGGGCAUCUCGAGAAGCCUGUACAGUGGCCUGCAGAGCCCCGCCGCUGCCCCGGGCCCCGCUUUGGGUAGCUUUGCCUUCCUGCCAACAGGUUCCGCAGAUUUCAGCCCCGGAGACACCGCUUCGCUCGCCCUGCAGUCCUCGUCCUGGCUCCCGACGAGGGACACGGUGGACCCGGCCCGGCCGGGCAGCGCCCGCAGCCUGUGUGAGGAGGGUCCCCCAAGCCGAGUGGCCUCCCCUCAAACGCCCCCGAUCAGCAUUAAGUCCGAGCGUCUGUCCCCCGCCACUGGGGCCUCUAGCGACUUCCCCAGGCCCUACCCCUACCCCCUGCUCCUCACCAGACCUCUAGCGGAGCCACUUCGGCCGGCAGCCUCCCUGAGUCGCUUGACCCCUGACUGCUGGCCGCGGUAGCGCACAGAAGGCUCCUCCCAGCCUCCACAGGCAUCCCGUAGUCUCCAGUUCCCUGAACAGCAAGGAGGGCGGGGGCACGCGAUGCCUCUCACUCGUGAGGCCCUGUUCUUUCCUGGAGUCGCUGAGUCAAUAAAGCCCACGGCUCUGGGAGGGCGCUGGGAAGCUCCCGUCCCCCAGCCUCCCGAGCCUGAGGUAUCCACA
This is a messenger RNA of Myodes glareolus (Bank vole), 2417 nucleotides long. The record is from RefSeq and is a predicted model, not a curated record. NCBI's taxonomy places the organism in Eukaryota, Metazoa, Chordata, Mammalia, Rodentia, Cricetidae.